Molecule: messenger RNA, 1546 nt
Organism: Xylona heveae TC161
Lineage: Eukaryota; Fungi; Ascomycota; Xylonomycetes; Xylonales; Xylonaceae
Exons: 3
Coding region: 60-1379 (439 amino acids)
Source: RefSeq, a predicted model, not a curated record
AGUCCAGAGAAGAUCGCGAACGAAUCAAGAUUAUUCGGAAGACACGUAUCGGACAAGUCAUGGCACGGCCAACUCCUCGUGGGCUCUCUUUUACAUUGCAGCCUGACGGUACAAUAUUGUCGGCAUUUAUUGAAAAUGGAGAGAUUGUUGUCCAGCAACCGCUUCCUGACAGAGUAACUCUUCGGAAGUGGGUCGAUACUUUGCUGGAAAUGGAGGAGACGAUUGGCUGCUUGGAGGAUAUAAAUUUUGACUUGGAUGUUUCCAACCAACUGUCACUCUCGACAACAACAGCAACAACCAGUGCAUCACCCUACCUCAUGACCCCAGAUUCUACGACGAGCCUGAUGGAUGGCUAUUUCGGCAGCAAUUUGGAGCCACCUUCUUGCGAACAAGGGCCCUAUUCAAAUAUGCAAUUGCAGCCAGGGAAUUCUCAAUGGGUUCCCACUUUGGAAGCGUCUCCGAUGGCUACGUCAAUAGCAAACUCGCUUGUAUACGCUUCUCAAUCCGUAAACGCACACCGAACCUCUGGGUCAGUUCAGCACUGCUGCUCUCAUGCAACAACCAAACAUAACUGCCCCGACUGGAGCUCUAAGCGAAUGACGAGACUCCAGAAUCAACUGUCUGCUAUUUGCAACCAACCUACUCCAGCAAUGGCGGAGCACAAUGCACAGGUCGACGGCUUAUACAAUGGUUCAUAUCUUACAGUACCACUACAUGGAAUGUCGAGCGUGCAAUUUGCGCGAGCUCUAAGUCGGCUUGGAAAUGUCUCCAAUACGUUGGGUUUUAUUUACGGUCUGCUUAGCUGGGAAAUUUUCAAAAGAGAAGAGGAGAGAAUCAUCAAAGAGGAACGAGUUUCGCCAGUUCUUGCUGCGAAAAAGGUAAACCGUCAGAUGUCGGAGCUUCUGAAACACCCAGGAAAGGCCAAGGACUGGGCUAGCGAUGGCCGUAAGGCGGCAAAGCUUGUUUUUGGUAUUCUAGAGGGAUACAGUACAGCCGUGCGGUCCUUUGCUCUUUUCUUGCUCGGCAAUUCCUGCAGCCUUGACAGCAUGCUCAAGAUUGCCCACUUUCCUGUCAUUCGGGAACAUUUUCAAAUGAGCUUUGCACAGAUCGUUGCAGAAAAGCAACCGCAGUGGGAGGCUUUGGCUGCCAACGAUUACAAGGUGUUUGACUAUGCCGAAUUUCUCCGACUUCGCGGACCCCCAGCGGAAACGGGUGCCCGAUCUGACCACAUCCUCAUGGACCUGAACACGAGAAACAUGACUCCUGUUUCCCCAUAUCUCGAGGCGUCGAACACCGAUCGUCAUGAUCCGAUCCUUCCAUUGCCCGACGACCUACUUGCUAAUCCAUUCCAUUACGCUGGCAUUGAUCUCGAUGUAUGACUGAUGCUUGUAAUGCAUGACCUAACUUUUUCAACUCUUUUUGAAUACCCCCCUUCUGUUUUUUUCCGUGCCGGGCAAUCCUCUCCAGUAUAGAUUAGGCAAUAGAAAUUUGAAUUAUCGUUAGAGCUGUCAAGUCAAUCGGAAAGAAGCAGAGAAUACUCCAGCCC